Molecule: messenger RNA, 1708 nt
Organism: Pomacea canaliculata
Lineage: Eukaryota; Metazoa; Mollusca; Gastropoda; Architaenioglossa; Ampullariidae
Exons: 5
Coding region: 356-1027 (223 amino acids)
Source: RefSeq, a predicted model, not a curated record
GCAAGAGAGAGAGAAGCAGGUGUCAGUAUAUUGUGUUGUAGAAACAAUGGAGGAAAUUUAUAGCGGGCAAGCAUAUAUAACUGUCUCUUAAGUCAGGCCCACCUGUCAGACAAUUUUUUUUAGUCGUUGUCUACAUCCUCUCUCUGCUUAAAAUCCUCGUUGGAGGAGAACGUUUCUUGUCGACCGUUUCCUCGAAAAUGGCGGGCUAUUUGGGUGUUUUUCUCUUUGCCACUCUUCUAGUGAAAGUCCAUCCUCAGUCUCCGUCCCUCCUGGAAAGUCUCAUCAACGAUGUGCUAGGCCCGGCCCCUCCAACGCUGGUACAAGCCAGAGCAACAUUGAUCAGGGGCCCAGCAGCAUGGCCCAGGGACCUAGCAGCAUGGCCCAGGGACCUAGCAGCAUGGCCCAGGGACCUAGCAGCAUGGCCCAGGGACCCACCGUCAACGGCGAUGCCUUCGCUAGUAACACAGGGCCACAGAUGAACAGUCUCAACUCCUUCGGCUCGGGCUCCUCUGGGCAGCAGAUUUCAAAUUUCGGGUCAUCCCAGAGCGGAAGUCAGUCGUUCCUCCUGCAGCAAGCGGGAGUCCGACCUCAGUGCAAUAGCACUGAAAGGCAGACGCUGUACAGAUCCUGCGCCAUGAGCUUCGGAAUGGCGCACAUGCAAUAUUUCAGACUCAUGGCCAGCCAGCGCAAGUGUCGCCCCGAACUGUUUAGCUGCAAUCGGGUGGACGAACUGGUCCGGUGUACCAACAGUCAGCCCAUCAGGGUCAUCAGCAACAGGUGCUGGAUGAUGAUUCGCAAUGUUCUCACAAGCUUCUUGCAACAACAAAAUGUUCCCUGUAGCUUUGAAGAUAUUUAUAACCAAUGCAGCACCAAGUCAGCUGACAUCCUACCACUUGAACAGCGUCCCCAGACCGGGCGGGGGAUCGACAACAAUCCCCUUCCGAACAUCAUGCCAAUCGUCAUGAGACACGUCAUGCCUAUGGUGAUGAUGAUGUCUUCCGGUGGGGGCGGCAUGUUCGGUUUCUAACAUCUUCAGCUGAAGCAGCAGAUCGGCAGCAGCAAAGAGGGACGACAACUGUUUUGAAAUUGCCUCAGAACCGAAACUAGGAUACUGGCAUUUGAGGUUCUACUACCUGCAAACUCACUUCAGUCUACAUAGACAGUAACACAUGCCUGACGGACUGGGGUUUGGAACUGUGGAUUAAACAUUUACUCUUCCCUACCCCCUAUAUAAGUACUCUGUCUUCAUGGCUCCUAAUGACGAGGUUUUUUUUUUUAAAAAAGCUAUUAAGGAUGUCAGGCAAUUCACAUCAUGUGUACUGUCUGGUGACGAGAAGUCCAGAUAACUAUGGCAUUAACAAAAGAGUUGCCUCGUGAUCAUUUUAAUUACCUCUAGCAUGCAUUUAGGUUGUUUUAGGACAAGUCCUAGAAGGGCUUUCAUAGUCGAAAGUUAAGAGAGCGUGGAUGGGAAUAAAAUAAGUGCCGGCUAUUUCAAAAGAAAACCAAAACGUUCAUUACAUUCUUUGUUCUCAGCCGGGACUUCCACUUCCUGUGUACUCGUCAUAGUCCUGUACAACAUAUCUACCUUAUGCUAUAAAUUCAUCUUCUUAUGCAUGAUAAACAACUGAUACAAUCAAACACCCUGCAGACCUUGACUUUCCACUUCGAGGCGUUUUGAUAAAUAAAAACCAUGAAGAUAUAUGCAACA